AUGUCAACUGUUGCCGCGGAACGGAGCGAUUCGUCUGCAGUCCCAGCCCCAGCCCCAGUCUUCGACGCCGGACGCCAACAGAAAGCAGAUCAAAUCUUACGGGAUGCGGUUAAAGCGACCACGCCGAGGCAUGACUGGACGCGUGAGGAGAUUUCAGCCAUCUUCUACCAGCCCCUGAUGAAGCUGGUUUACCAUGCCGCUACCGUCCACCGACGGUUUCACGACCCAGCUGAGGUCCAACUGUGCACCUUGAUGAAUAUUAAAACCGGCGGCUGCACCGAGGACUGCUCAUACUGUGCGCAAUCGACCCGCUACCAGAAGGGCACCGGUGUGGAAGCCAAGCGGGUAGAGACCGUCGAGGCAGUCCUCGAAGCCGCUCGGAUUGCAAAGGAGAACGGCAGCACGCGCUUCUGCAUGGGUGCAGCAUGGCGGGACAUGCGCGGCCGCAAGAACAGCCUCCGCAAAAUCAAGGAAAUGGUCUCGGGUGUGCGGGCCAUGGGCAUGGAAGUGUGCGUCACGCUCGGCAUGAUCGACGGAGAGCAGGCCAGGGAGCUCAAAGCCGCGGGCCUGACGGCGUACAACCACAACGUCGAUACCUCGCGCGAGUUCUACCCCAGCAUCAUCUCGACCCGUACCUACGACGAGCGGCUCAAAACCCUGGCCCACGUGCGUGACGCCGGAAUCAACGUUUGCUCCGGCGGGAUUCUAGGACUGGGUGAGACAUCCGAGGACCGGAUCGGCCUGCUGCACACCGUCGCAACGCUGCCAAGCCACCCAGAAAGCUUUCCCGUCAACGCGCUGGUGCCCAUCAAAGGAACGCCGCUGGGUGACCGAAAGCCGAUCGAGUUCACCAGCAUGCUGCGCACGAUUGCGGCGGCCCGGAUUAUCAUGCCGGCGACCAUCAUCCGCAUCGCCGCGGGACGUAAGACCAUGGCGGAGGAGCAGCAGGCGCUGUGCUUCAUGGCUGGGGCAAACGCCGUCUUCACAGGCGAGAAGAUGCUGACCACCGAGUGUAACGGCUGGGACGAAGAUGCGGCCAUGUUUGGAAGAUGGGGACUGGAGCCGAUGAAGAGCUUUCAGAAGUCGGCCGCGGCCCCGCAUGGUGUUGAGGAUGUGGAAGAGUAA
Thermothelomyces thermophilus ATCC 42464 is the source of this 1125-nucleotide messenger RNA. RefSeq lists its product as uncharacterized. NCBI's taxonomy places the organism in Eukaryota, Fungi, Ascomycota, Sordariomycetes, Sordariales, Chaetomiaceae. The record is from RefSeq and is a predicted model, not a curated record. Gene Ontology annotation, molecular function: 2 iron, 2 sulfur cluster binding; biotin synthase activity. Gene Ontology annotation, cellular component: mitochondrion. Gene Ontology annotation, biological process: biotin biosynthetic process. The coding region runs from base 1 to 1125 and encodes 374 amino acids. The transcript has 2 exons.